CUCUGAGGAUCGAACUUGACAAUGCCAAGAUCCGAGCUACUAUCUCUAGCCGGGUUAAAUCCAACUCUUCUAUCGAAAAGUCUAUACAACGUCGCCAAACGGCUCAAGGACAAAGCUACCAUGAUCUGGAUGAGAUUUUCAAAGGCAUCCAUGACCUUGCGGGUCUUCGGAUUGUUGUGGAUUUCCCUCCUGGCAUACAAGCCGCCCAAGAACUUGUCCAAAGGCUAGAAGUAGUGGGCAAGAGUGAGAUUGCUUCAGAUCGAGACCUUAGCCUGGAAUGGAAGCCCCGCUUUGGAAGUUUCGAGAGUAUGAAUUACCGUGUCAAGAUUCACCCUACGCCAGACCAUGCCCUGUACAUCUAUCGGGAUGUCUUGAUUGAAAUCCAAGUCCUCAGCCUCGCAGAAAGUCUUUACAACAAACUAGCACAUCCUUUAGUUUAUAAGAAAACAUCCAGGGAGCAGCUGUCUAUCAAAGAUCAAAAGCUCAUUGACGUGUCUCAUGGGUUGUCUCUCUGUUAUUGGAUCUGUCUCUCAAGCAUGCAAGACCAGUUAGAAGGACCGGAAAUGCCGGAGGCAGUGCGAAAGAUUGGCGCUGGAGGAGAUGAUGUUGAGAUUGAACACGGCAUGGCGGAGGUUGUCCAUGCCACACCACGUAUGCCGACAUCAGAGGGAACCAUUUCAACCACUGCCUUGUUGGACUUCAUCCGCGAGAGCCAAACAAAACAGUCUAAGUCAUUCGAAGAGCUUCUUGGCAAUCUUCUUCAACUAGCCAAGCAUGCAGCCCCGACAACCGUCAACAAUUUUAGCUCCGGGCAUACAAGCAAUAACUUCGGGAAUAUCAGUAACUCUUGGAAUCCAAGUUCUAGUAGCGCAUAUGUCAAAGCACUGUUCAUUACCGACCCUCGAGUCGACAAGGACGAGAUCCAGGACGAGAAGGUUGGCUUACUCAAGGAGUCAUCUGACUGGAUCCUUGAACACGACGAUUUCAAGGACUGGGACCGCGGUGAUACGUCAAGCCUCCUUUGGAUCAACGGCGAGCCUGGAAAGGGCAAGACAAUGCUGAUGUGUCGCAUCGUUGAUGAGUUGAGUUCUAGAACAAAUUUAUCAUAUUUCUUCUGCAAGGCGAACGAGCCGAACGCAAACAACGUCACGUCAGUCUUACGAGGCUUGAUGUACUUGCUAAUCCAACAAGACGAUGUGGCAAUGAGCUGUUUUGAAAGGGAAUGUCAAAGAUAUGGGACGCAGUACUUCGAGAACAAGUCAUUCACGCUAUCCCAAUUAAGAAGAAUUCUCCAACCUGUACUCGCGGCUCUCAGUCCCCGGCAUGUCUACCUUGCAGUUGAUGCCCUUGAUGAAUGCGUGGAAGGACAAAGACUCCUCCUGGAAAUUAUCUCAGAUAACUCUCAGUCACAACACGUAAGAUGGAUUGUUUCGAGCAGGAAUAAGCCUCUUAUCACAGAGCAUCUAGAGAGACCCUCAACAUGUAUCAGCCUGGAACAAAAUGAGAUUUCUGUCUCUGCAGCGGUCGUCGAAUACAUUAAGCACAAAACGACAGCUCUCUUUGAACUGAAGCGAUACGAGGAGAAAAUGAUGCAAAGUGUUAUGAACAUCUUGUCCUCGAAGGCCCAAAGCACUUUUCUAUGGGUGUCUUUAGCUUGCCAGAUGCUUGCAGAUAGGGAGAGCUUCGAUCCCGUGGGUGUGCUUGAUGAUUUCCCUUCUGGGCUUGACUCCCUUUAUAGCAUGAUGCUGAAAGAAAUCCGAUCGACCAGGUCCUGCGAUCUCUAUCAGCAGAUCAUAAAUGUCGUUCUGACAGUACUCCGGCCGGUCUCACUACACGAACUCCAGUUGCUGGCCCCACUGUUUCCUAAGGGAUUGCGAGACGACAAGAUGACUGAAGUUAUACGAUAUUGCGGUUGCUUUCUCAGUGUGCGAGAUUCUUUUGUUCAUUUUGUGCACGAAUCCGCCAAGGAUUUUCUCUUGAACCCCAAUUAUGGUUUUGAUUAUGUUGCGGAGCAGCAACAUUAUGAAAUACUGAUGUCUUCACUCACGGUUAUGUCCACAUUACAUCUCACAAACGACUUCAAAUCUGUGAAGUACCCUUGCACCCAAUGGGCGUUUCACAUCUCUCACUGCAACCUUGAGGCACAAACUCGCGAGUUGAAAGAUGAAGGCCAUAUUGACGCGUUUCUACGGAAAAGUUAUCUUGAAUGGUUCAAGGCUUUAGGCUAUCUUCAUGCAGUGUCUGACGGGAUACUUUGUAUGCUUGAGUUGAGUCGCAGAAUUUCUGGACAGGUUUCGACUUUCGCUAGACUUAUACAGGAAGAGACCUCGUUUAUGCGAUAUCAUAAGGUUGGCAUUGAACGAUCUCCCAACGUAAUCUAUGGAGCGCUAGUUUUCAGUCCGUCAUCCAGCAUCGUUAGAAAGGUGUAUGGUGAAAAGGAACCAAAAUGGAUCACAAUGAAACCAAACGUGGAUGAUGUACCAACCCCGAUGCACUCACUCGAGGGGCACGGCACCUAUGAGGUUGUGGAUAUAUCUUUCUCUUAUGAUGGCCGCCUACUAGCAUCAGCGUCCAGUGAUCAAACAAUUCGUGUAUGGGAUGUGGCAACAGGGGUAUCAAUUCAUAUCCUGGAAGGUCACCAUGCCGUUGCGUGGUCGGUUGCCUUUUGUGGAUCGAACUAUCAACUUGCAUCCGCUUCCGAAGAGAUUGUUAUUAUAUGGGAUGGGGAGAAUGGGGCAAACAUGAAUUCGAUCCACAAUAGUGUGGGUGCGGUAGUAUCACCCUCAGUGGCGUUGUCCAAACGCGGAGACCUAGUUUGCGGCUCAGCAAAAGACGGAUUCAAACUUUGGAAUUCAGAAACUGGCACCUUGAUCCGAACAUUUCCACAGAGAUUCGACGAACCAAAGGGCAAUUCUGUAGCAAUUUCUGGGUGUGGCAAGUUCUUGGCGGGGGCACAUGCACGAAUCUUGCUCUGGAAUUUGGAAAGUGGAGAGCUGCUGUAUAAGUCUCGACCAUGUCAGGAAUUCAUGAUAUUUAGCCCAUCGCUCAAAUUCUCCGCAGAGAAUAAAUUAUGGGUUUUCGGAAAUUCACAAUUCUUUCUACUUGAUCCUGGCAAGAAAAAGAUUAUUUUGAAAGGGAGAACAAGAAAAAGGGGCCCUGACAACGAUUAUUAUAUACCUCCCGACAGUACGCUGGAUUGGGUGCAAAAUCAUGAUCGAUUUUUGAAUCUUAACCUCCUAGCUAUAGUCAGUGGUGCCGGAAUCGAGAUUUGGGACCUCAAUGUUCCUAUGUCUACGUCUAUUUCAGCCCAAGCACGAGACCCCUCGAAACUUCACCGUGUCUAUUUCUUUCCUAGUGGAAAUUUCAUUGUCUCAAACCCUGAUUAUCGGUCAUUUGCUAUUUGGCGAUUCAAAACCAAGAAGAUCACCAAAAAGAUUUAUCACGAAUGGACUCCAUCAUCCCGGUCACCUGUACUGGCAACGGACGGCAACAUAAUUGCUUAUAUCGAAAAAGGCAGGUUGAUGAUCAGAGACAUGAGUACAGGACUUAGAUACUGUCAGCUCGAAGAAAAACUUAGCAAGCGCGGUCAUGGAAAAUUUACAUUGGGCACCAUUUCUAGUGAUGGAAGAUGGAUUGCAUUGGGAACCCGGAAACACAUCCACGUUUACGAUAUUAAGAAGAAAGAGUACUGCCAACAUCUCAAAAAUUCUCGUGGCGCCAAGAAUACGGCGGUUGCAUUUUCUCAUAGCAGCCGACAGCUCGCAGUCAGCUUCACCGUUGGCUUCACCAACUUCAUCAACAUAUUGGACACUAAUUCCUGGACUAUAAGGGUAUUGGACAUUCCAAUUGAAUGGAUGUUUAACGAAUACGAUAGUGUCUCCUUAUUAUUUUCACGAGACGAUUCUUCACUAAUGUUUUCUUAUGACGAAGGCUUGACUCUAAAUCGAACAGAGAUCUACAUCUGGAAGCUGAUCGGGGCGCACGACCCUCUAAAACUAAGACUGGAUUCUUCCUGCAAGUUUCGGUACUUUGAUUCAGAAACGUCUGUUUUUACGACAAAUGUUGGUGUAUUUAAGUUCACGCAAACUGGUGCCCAUUCCAAGGGCUAUGCAAUUAGUCCGAACAUGCAAUGGGUUUUAUGGCGUAACAAACCUGUACUUUGGUUACCACCCGAAUUUCGACCACGGGAAGAACCUGGGGGCUAUGAGGUUCAUGAAGGUCACAAACUUAUCAUCGGCCUAGCCUCCGACCGUGUUUUGUUCCUUGGGUUCGAUCCUAUUGGGCCACCAGCAGAUUCAGGACAACCAUCAUUUCUGGUAGAACCAUGGGGGCACUUCACGAGAUCAAGCCGAGUCUCGUCGCCUGCGAAUAGUGAGACAGAUAAUGAUUAA
Fusarium venenatum is the source of this 4391-nucleotide messenger RNA. Lineage: Eukaryota; Fungi; Ascomycota; Sordariomycetes; Hypocreales; Nectriaceae. The record is from RefSeq and is a predicted model, not a curated record.